CAGUCGAAUAUGAACAAGUAAUAUUAGCUGCCACGCGAUUUGCAUAAUUCAUACUAAUCAAUCUUCGAUUUAUUACGCAAAUGUUUGUGCAUAAGUUACAUUUUUUUUUAUUUUCUGAGUCGAGUAUAAUAACUUAAAUAGACUUGAAUUGUGCAUUCGCAUGUUCAAAUUACUAAUGGUACUUCGAAAAUGAAAUCUUCGCAACUAACUGAUUGUGAGCCGGGGAGGAGAGCAUGGGCCACCGGGGGUUGCCUAGCUACCGCGGAGGUCGCUUAGUGGCCUUGACGGAGCGCGGGGCGAUCGUACCGGCAGUGAACGGAGGUCAUUUAGUGGCCUUGGCGGGGCGCGGACGACCAACUGAAUCGGGAGAGUGGAAGUUACGCGGCACGUGACAGCUGCAAAAAAGCAAUCUUCUUCUAUCUCGAAUAUUUCAGGAUCAAUCGAUUAAUUCUUUCGUUCAUCGUCAAUUACUUUUUAAUGAGUAGAGUUAGAAGGAAAUUGCAUUGGACCUUUCUUGUAUCUGAUAACUACAGCUUUUGUUGGAGAACUUUUUUUGCAAUACAAAUUUUUCUUAAUUACUCUGACGCUUUAGCCAGAAUUUUUCAAAUCAUCGAGGGGAGAUUCUCCUGGUUUGGCGGCUGCUUUUAAAUCUCGUCUAUGAUAACUCUGACUCUGCGCAAUGCGCACUUCUAUUCUUCAUUGCGUUGAAUUGUAUAUAUGGAAUGGCUUUAAGCAUGGUCAGCGUCAGCAUUAGACAGUAAACAUUAUUAUUUACAUGUUAAUUUCAACAAUCUGUGUAAAAACGGACAGAUAUAAACAUGGCUACAUCCUCAGACGUUGCUAAGAUCAGACUAGAAAGAUACUUGACCAUGCCAUUGGCACAGAGAUGCAAGGAAAUAGCGACGUUAAUAGACGAAUCCAGUACAACAGAGUUACAACACAUUUUUCCAAUAUUGAUAGACUCAUUAUUUUGCAUUGGUUGGGGUAGCAAGAUUGGUUGGGGUUUACGUACUAUUACUUUCAAAAAGAAUCCACAGGAAUAUGAAACACUGUGUAAUUUCUUACAUCCGCAAGGACCAGUUUUUUCUGUGUGUUACAAACUACUUCAAGACUCUUAUUUGAAGUACAACUUUCCAAUUUAUUAUCUACCAGCAAAAAUACAAUCGAUGUUAAAGGAAGGUAUGAUACCACCUUUUUAUCUGGACAAGAUUAGAGAUGAUCAAGGCACACGUGGGGUGUCUGCUCUAAGCAUGAAUCCCUUCGAGUAUUACAUCUUUCACUUCGCAUAUCAUCUGACAAAUCCUUGGAUGCAAGAACAUCAACAAGAGAAUGUUUGGGUCAAUUGGGAAACUGUAUAUGUUCAAUUAGCACACUGUUAUUUGUAUCAUUUUCUACCGAGAGAUAAUUCUCCGGUUUUACCAAUUAUAGGGCCAUACAUUAGAAAAACAUCUCAACGAAAAUUAAUACAGUCACCUGAAUCUAAAAGAAUGCAAACGCCACGACUUUUGAGAACCUCGAUAUUGUCGCCAGGAUCGCCGAAUUCCACGAGCGUACCGCAGCAACAAUGUUUACCACAAGUUUGGCGAAGCGAGACAGUGGUUCAAGUAUUUCUUGAUUUUUGGGUUGAUUAUGUGGAAGAUGAUCAAGUAAAUUCACGAUUAAAUUCAAUGUACUACGUGUCCGUCCCACGUCGGUGCAGCAUCCAUUCUGGAGAACAUAUACGUCUGGUGAGGGCGUUUAUAAAAACGUUGCACGAAUUCGCGAACAGCGCGACAGGCGAUAAAAGUGCAAUGGAUGAGCUCAAACGGAUAAUUUUACCAUCCGUUCAAGGCAAAAUCUACACAUUCCUUAGAAAAGCUAUAUAUCAUUGGCCUCUGGAUAGUUCAUUUAGAUUAAUCCUUGAAGCAUGGUUAAGCUUCAUUCAACCAUGGAGAUAUCUUCCUGGUAUAACGUAUACCAAAGAAGGUAAAUUAGAAGAAGAAGAAAGAGGAAAAAUUCAUGACGAAUCCAGAUGGAUGCCUUUCAUUGCGAACAAUCUGUUAGCUUAUACGGCAAUAUUCCAACAAUUGCUUCCACGAUUUAUGAUAACAGAUCUAGUAGCUCCAAAAAAUGCAUUGAUGUUGUUUAGAGUUACAAAAGUUUUUUCGCAACCAUACUUAGGUAAAAUAAUAUGCGAAAUAGAAAGUCACAUGGAUGACGUAGGUUUCAGCAGAAGUCGCAUGUCGACGAACCUAUGGACCUCAAUUGUGCGACAGCAAAUUUUGGAGCUCGAAGGACCGACGUAUCAAUACGUUCCAAUGUUUUCUACGGCUACUGCUUCACAGGUCGUAUCUUUAUUGACCACAAUUAAACAAGCUCACGUAACAGCAACUAGUUUAGUUGAUGCAUUGGAAAAGAGAAGGAAGAAUAGAGGAUUUUUGUUAGCAGUAUGGGAAUUCUUCAAUGGUGAAGAUCACUGUUCGGACGAUAUUAGUAUAGAAGAACGACGUCGUGUUCCUGUUUAUCUAGCGAAUGCACAUCAACAAUUAAUCGAAAUUUUACAGAUUCAAGUAGAAGACAUUCCUGAAGUAUCUAUCAAAGCCGAUGAAGAAUAUCAUGACAGCAUUCUAUCCACGUCGUUUUGUCAUCAAUCACAGUUGGACUCUAGCUUAGAUACAAGUAAACCAGGUGUAUUUGUACCUAUUCAAAAAGAUAGACAAACUUGUCAAUAUAUCGAGUAUUUAGGAGAUCCCGAAUUGCAACCAGUUCGAAGUACCGAAUGUGGAGUCCUAGUUAAAUAUUUUUAUAAAUUGUGUACACAUAUAAACUUGAAGUACCAGCAACAGAUAACUAGGAUGUACCACCGGCCAGGCUUUUUCGGCAGCAUAUGUCGACAAAUUCUACAACCACCGACGAAAGUAGUAAAAUUACAGAAACGAACGCAGAACGGAUUGUCCAGCAGAUACGAGGAACGUAUCCCCCCUCGGUUGAGUUUACGACCGCUGGCUAAUUAUAGUUUGCUUGUAACCAUAAGUUUCGGCAUAUUUAUGGUUUGGCUUACAAAUUACGGAAUCAUCACGUUUCUCGGAUUGGCUGUUUGUCUGUGGUCCGUGUACAUAAUAAUACGUGCAACGUUGGAGCCAUUGACACGAGCGAACAGAAAUACCUUUAGAGCCAGUACCACGACGUUUUCUAUGAACUGACUCAUCCGUGAAAUUAUUGUUUGAGACCCGAGACAUGUACCAUUGUACAAUAUUCCAAAUACAUAUAAAUUUAUACGCGCAUUGUAUUGUUUCAUGUUGAAUGUAAUUUAAAUUUGACUUAAUAAAAGGCUAUAUAUUUUCUAAGAG
Molecule: messenger RNA, 3329 nt
Organism: Ceratina calcarata
Lineage: Eukaryota; Metazoa; Arthropoda; Insecta; Hymenoptera; Apidae
Product: sphingomyelin phosphodiesterase 4
Exons: 14
Coding region: 819-3182 (787 amino acids)
Biological process (GO): ceramide biosynthetic process; sphingomyelin catabolic process; glycerophospholipid catabolic process
Molecular function (GO): sphingomyelin phosphodiesterase D activity
Source: RefSeq, a predicted model, not a curated record